Messenger RNA from Fulvia fulva, 834 nucleotides. RefSeq lists its product as uncharacterized. The record is from RefSeq and is a predicted model, not a curated record. The transcript has a single exon. The coding region runs from base 1 to 834 and encodes 277 amino acids. Lineage: Eukaryota; Fungi; Ascomycota; Dothideomycetes; Mycosphaerellales; Mycosphaerellaceae.
AUGCCUGAAUGCACGAUCCACCUCAUUUCGCUCGUCAAAGGCAUACCACCUGAGAAGGUCAUCAACCAGCUUCUGGCCGAUCAUGCUCCAGUUCUUUUGAAGGGCAUACCUCAUGGAUGGGUCCACCAACCUCACGAUCUCAACAAAAGUGAGCUGCUGUCUCAGGAAUGGGAUCUCUUCAUGAUGCUCCCGGGUAACUUGCAACUAAGCUUCCGCGAGGACUCUGUGCCGGCACACGUAUCAAUCAACGUCUCGCUCGGAGAGUCGCAAUUUGAGAAGCUGCUGGGACAAGCUAGCCAAAGACCAACACCUUCGAGCAACACUCCUCCACUACCAGUCGAGUGGCCUGGUACUGGAUCAAUUACACAGGACGCCAUCGUUGAGACGCAACCAGGAGCAUUGAAGCCGGGCGAACUACAUCUCGACUCAAGCAUGGCGAAGUUUCUAUCUUCAGCUUUGCCCACCUCCGUUGCGAAUGCUCCAGUCAGCUUCUUCAACUUGUUCAAAUAUAGCAACAACGAUCGAAGCGCGCACGACUCGUAUAUGGAUGGCUUCAAGCAAAGCUUCGGCAGCACUGCGGGUGCCAGCGUCAAGUUCAUGGGUCCUGUCGCUAGUGAUAUGAAGCACAACGCCGGGAAUGGCAACACCAGCUCGACCGAGAAAAGUGGCGAAAGAUGGGACGAGGCAAAUUUGACGCAGUACGACAGUGUAUGGCACUAUGCGUAUAUGUUGUCAACGACCGAGUACAAAGGGCUGAAUCAGCAGAAGGUUGCCGGUUUGCAGGAUACCUGUAUAUUGCUCGUUAGUGAGAUGGAGCUGGCUGAGACUACAUAG